Molecule: messenger RNA, 1672 nt
Organism: Aethina tumida (small hive beetle)
Lineage: Eukaryota; Metazoa; Arthropoda; Insecta; Coleoptera; Nitidulidae
Gene: und
Product: methionine aminopeptidase 2
Exons: 5
Coding region: 187-1602 (471 amino acids)
Biological process (GO): proteolysis
Molecular function (GO): metalloaminopeptidase activity
Source: RefSeq, a predicted model, not a curated record
GAUUUUCGACUGUCCCUUUAAAUACAUAAAAUAUUCGUAAUACAAAUCGCAACUGAAUCCGUUUAUUAAAAUGCCCUAACUAACCGACGACCGCAAUCACAAAAUAACAAAUUCGAAACACGAACUGGUUCCGACUCGACGCAAGCGCACUCCACCGCCGUCCACUGUGUGCACAUUUCAUUGAAAAUGGCCGCGCUGAAAACCGAAAUCAAACCGGACGAGGAGAACGACGACGAAAUUAAGGUCGACGCGAACGGCGACCCGGCCGAGAACGGCGACGCCACCAAGAAAAAGAAAAAAAAGAAGAAGAAAAAGUCCGGUAAACACGCAACGAGCCCGACGUGCGAGGUAAACAAAUUCAUGUGUGUGUGUUAUCCCGCAGGUGAGGAGACGCAGGAGCCCGCACCGGCGGAGAACGGCGACGCCGCCGCCGCCGACGAGAACAAAGAUGCCGAGAAGAAGAAAAAGAAGCGGAACAGGAAGAAGGGCGGCAAGCCGGCCCAGACCGAUCCGCCGUCCAUACCCAUCGUCGAGCUGUUCCCCGAUCAGGUGUUCCCCGAGGGCGAGAUCAUGGAGUACCCGGGCAAGGACGACCGCACCGCCAAGGACAGGUUCACUUCAGAGGAGAAGCGUGCCUUGGACAGAAUGCACAACGAUAUCUACAAUGAAGUCAGGCUGGCUGCCGAGGCACACAGACAGACGAGGAAACACAUUCAGAAAUGGGUGAAACCCGGCAUGACCAUGAUCGAGAUUUGCGAGGAGCUGGAGAACACGGCCCGCAAGUUGAUCGCCGAGAACGGCCUGAAAGCGGGUCUGGCCUUUCCCACUGGUUGUUCGAGGAACCACUGCGCCGCCCACUACACCCCCAACGCGGGGGACAAGACUGUUCUGGAGUACGACGACGUGGUUAAAAUCGACUUUGGUACUCACAUUAAUGGAAGAAUAAUCGACUGCGCUUUCACACUUACUUUUAACGAUAAAUAUGACAAGUUGGUGGAGGCUGUUAGGGAUGCCACCAACACGGGGAUCAGGGCUGCUGGCAUUGACGUGCAAUUAUGCGAAAUAGGGGCGGCCAUACAAGAAGUCAUGGAGUCUUACGAAAUUGAACUGGAUGGCAAGACUUACCCCAUUAAGUCCAUUAGGAAUCUUAACGGACACUCCAUCGCCCCCUACAGAAUUCACGCAGGUAAAACUGUGCCAAUUGUUAAGGGUGGCGAGGCCACAGUUAUGGAGGAGAACGAGUUCUACGCCAUAGAAACGUUCGGCUCGACUGGAAGAGGUGUCGUCCACGACGACAUGGAGUGCUCACACUACAUGAAGAACUUCGACGUCCCCUACGUGCCUCUCAGACUGCAGUCCUCGAAGACGUUGUUGAACGUCAUCAACAAGAAUUUCGGUACUUUGGCGUUCUGUAAACGGUGGUUGGACAGGGCGGGUGCGACCAAGUACCAGAUGGCCCUGAAGGAUCUGUGCGAUAAAGGUGUUGUGGAUGAUUACCCGCCGCUGUGCGACAUCAAGGGUUGCUACACUGCCCAGUUCGAACACACGAUCAUGUUGCGUCCGACUUGCAAGGAGGUCGUCUCCAGGGGCGACGACUAUUAAACGAUUUUAUUUCAGUUAACCAGUUUCAGUUGUUUUACAAUAAUGGAUUAAUAAAAAAUAUAUAAUUAAA